AUGUCCGGUGGGGGGCGCAAACAAGCACUGCGCUGCAUAUUGUCAGACGCUAUUAUAGAGCUUUGUCGUCGGGAGGCAUUCUACAUAACUGAACUCCGGAUUGAAGGAACUAUCUGUGUGGUUUCUGAUAGAUCAUCUGCUCUCAUCAUUCAAAUCACCGAACAGGUUGGCGAGAAAUCUGCUUCUGAAAUAGAACUGCCUGAAAAUAGGCAAACUCCCCAGUCAGUAUAUACAGUGGCCGAUGAUGCAACCAUUGCAGAUGAAAUUAGGGAUGUACACAAUAUGAGUGACGAUUUAGAGAAGGAAGAUUUUGCAGCCGAAGAGGCCCAGAUACACCAAAUGGUCGUUAAAGCAGGAUUAGUGGAGAGGAUGGAAGGAAAAUACAACUGCCCAUUCUGCCCCAAGAGAUACAGAUUCAAACAUAGCUUGAAAGAUCACAUCAAUAAACACACAGGUAAUCGACCCCACCAGUGCAAGCACUGCUCACUGAGGUUCAUACAUUUGAGUAGUCUGUGUGCCCACGUUCGUAGGAGGCAUUCUCAAGUUAGAGUUGCCAACUUUCGGUGCAACAUCUGCAACGACGUAUUCGCUACAGAGCAGUUCCUGAAACAGCAUCACACUUGGAAGCAUAAGGAGGGUCGUACCAAAGCCAUCAUGAAAGGGGGUAAAGAUGGUGAUUUGUCGUUGAUUGGAGGCAGUACGAACAACAACAACAACCACAACAACAGCUCCACAAACAAUAACAACAGCAGCAGUAACAACAAUAAUGACUCAAUAAUUCGAUGGUGCGAGAUAACAGGGGCCCCAGACAUCCCACAAUUAUUCUGGGACUCAGGUGGCAACAAACUUCGAUCUUCUGGCAAUCAAGACAGCAACAACAACAACAACGAAGGCAUCGACGACACUCAACAGCAGAACAUACUCUUCCAACAACAACACAUCAAACUCGAACCAGGCGGUAAUAGUAAUGGUGCCGUGGGCGGGAGUGGCCGAAAAAACAGCAGCAGUGGUAGCUUAGGAUCACCAAAUUUCAAUUUUCAUCAGUCACCUCAGUUCAACCGCCAAUCAAACUUUGGCUUCCCUUUCGGACCAUCAUCAACUCCGAUCGGUAACUUUCCUAAUUUCAGCAACUCUCAGGGGUCCAACUGGGGCGGUAGUGCCAUCAGCCCCAUAAAUUCUGGUUUGGGAGGGGGUGAAAAUUCGACCCUACGCAGGGCUGGAAAUGGAAAGUUUCAAUGUCCACACUGUGACAAAAGUUACAAUUUUAAACAUACAUUGAAAGAGCAUAUAAACAAGCAUUUAGGUCGCCGACCAAAUGUCUGCAAGCACUGUGGCGACUCAUUCAUCCACCUGGCCAGUUUGUGUGCCCACAUCAAAAGGGCCCACGAUGAGCACAUGCCCACCGACUUCGUUUGUCGUAUCUGCAAUGAAAAAGAAGCAAGAAUGUUGAUUGAAGGCAACACGCAGAACUUAGCCAACAAUUCGUCUGCUCUCAUUGGGGGAGGAGGAGGAGGAGGAGGAGGGAUGAACAUGGGUGCUGGAGGGCCCGGUAGUGUGGGGAGUGGGCCAGGGGGGCCUGGAAAUGUGGGGAGUGGACCUGGUCUGCCAAUGAUGCCUGGUGCUGGCAGUCCCUGUAUUGUGGAUCGAAAUAACAAUAAUAACAACAACAACAAUAAUAAUAAUAAUUUAAUUAAUAAUACUAACAACAGCAACAAUAAUAACAACACUAACAACAACAAUAAUAAUAAUAACACUAAUAAUAAUAACAACAAUAACGACAACAAUGGAGGCAUAUCUGCAUCGUCAGCUGCAGCCCAUUUGUGGCAGCAGCAGAUACUAGCAGCUCAGCAGCAGCAACAACAACAACAACAGCAGCAGCAAGACCUCGGCAAUAACAGCAACAACAACAACAACCCCUCAACCCCACAACAGCUAAUCGUUGACAGCCACACGCUACAGCAACAGCAGCUCCUGCUAGGUCUAGCCAAAGACGAGUACACGCCAUCAUCAAGCAACAGCAACAACAACAAUGCAACAAUGUCUAAGCAGCAGCAGCAAAUGCAGCAGCAACAACAACAACAGCCAAUGAUAAAAGAGUUAGAUUUUUUACAGGGUUUUGAGAGCUUUGCCCAGAGCAUUGGGGUUAACAUAGGGCUGGAUUCUCAUCACCUUCAUCAACAUCAUCAUCACCACCAUCAUCAGCAGCAACAGCAGCAGCAACAACGUCAUCAUCAGUAG
Molecule: messenger RNA, 2238 nt
Organism: Helobdella robusta
Lineage: Eukaryota; Metazoa; Annelida; Clitellata; Rhynchobdellida; Glossiphoniidae
Exons: 7
Coding region: 1-2238 (745 amino acids)
Source: RefSeq, a predicted model, not a curated record